AUGGUGCUCUACAAAGGAUUCAGGCAUGAGCGGUCCAAGGGGGACGAUGGACUCCGCACCAAUUACUGGUACCUGCAAAGGGUGGAUGGCAGCGAGGACUUGGCCGUCAUAGGCAGAGAGAUCAAGGGCUCUGGGGGCCAUUACAACUACAACUCGGCACCCCUCUUUGGAAUGUUGUCAUGGGUCAACUCCUCAGAAGUCAGGAGAUGGCUGCAGACAAAGAUAUCAGACACAAAUGCCUUGCGAUCAGCAGCCGCGGCAGCUACGCUGCCAGGACAAGAUGCACUGUACUCUGUUCCCCUGCAGAGUCAUGGCAGUGAAGGCAAUCUGCAGCUGGCGCAAGACUUGGGAAUCAGAACAAGCAACGCAACUGGAGGCAGUGACCUGCAGUGGGGCACUGCCUUGCUGGGCCCACUUGUGGGUGCACACAGCGGGGAGAUGGGUUUCAUCGCUGACAAGCACCAACGAAACGCUGUGAUUGGGCACACUCUCGGCGUGAUAGAGGGUCAAUUGGAUCUUCUCAGGCAACGGACGGGGAUUGAAUACACGAUGACCCUCGUCACUCAGGAGAAGGAGCUGCAUGUGUUGGGCUCCGCUGCCGCCAGCGUUGCGGUGUCAUCAGGCGUGGACAACCACGGCCUGACGCAGGGGCCAGACCCAAACAUUGAGGACGACGCACCCCCGCCGGCCUGGCAGCUGCAGACCAAGCGGGCCCUGACUGACCUGUGGAACCUGUCAGAGCUGGAAGACAGCCGCAAGCGCAUGGCAUCUGGGCAGCACACGCUGCCGCUGUCUGUGCCGCUGCCCUCCUUGCCCAUGUAG
Coccomyxa subellipsoidea C-169 is the source of this 822-nucleotide messenger RNA. RefSeq lists its product as hypothetical. Bases 1 to 822 code for a protein of 273 amino acids. The transcript is spliced from 6 exons. Lineage: Eukaryota; Viridiplantae; Chlorophyta; Trebouxiophyceae; Coccomyxaceae. The record is from RefSeq and is a predicted model, not a curated record.